Molecule: messenger RNA, 2532 nt
Organism: Rhincodon typus (whale shark)
Lineage: Eukaryota; Metazoa; Chordata; Chondrichthyes; Orectolobiformes; Rhincodontidae
Gene: stt3a
Product: STT3 oligosaccharyltransferase complex catalytic subunit A
Exons: 18
Coding region: 165-2282 (705 amino acids)
Biological process (GO): post-translational protein modification
Cellular component (GO): membrane
Molecular function (GO): dolichyl-diphosphooligosaccharide-protein glycotransferase activity
Source: RefSeq, a predicted model, not a curated record
UGAUUCCGGAAACGGCCCGCGCUGACUGACAGGGGACCUGCCCAAUAGAAUGGCGGCGUUUUGGGAGGGCCCGUCCGCUUGCACCCACUGCCGGGGGAAACGAGAGUUCGGCCACUUCCGCUAGCGGGGUUAAUAGUGUGUCAGCUGCAAACACCAGACCGAAGAUGACUAAGCUGGGAUUUUUGCGGUUGUCGUAUGAGAAACAGGACACCCUGCUGAAGCUACUCAUUCUGUCUAUGGCAGCUGUGCUGUCAUUUUCUACCAGAUUGUUCUCUGUAUUGAGAUUUGAGAGUGUCAUCCAUGAGUUUGAUCCGUACUUCAAUUACCGGACCACUCGCUUCCUCACUGAAGAAGGUUUCUACAAAUUCCAUAACUGGUUUGAUGAUCGAGCCUGGUAUCCACUAGGCAGGAUUAUUGGAGGAACAAUCUACCCAGGUCUCAUGAUAACUUCUGCUGCUCUCUACCAUGUGCUGCAUUUCUUCCAUGUCGCUGUUGACAUCAGGAAUGUAUGCGUGUUUCUGGCUCCUCUCUUCUCAUCGUUUACCACCAUCGUCACUUAUCACUUAACAAAGGAACUGAAGGAUGCUGGUGCUGGCUUGUUAGCUGCUGCCAUGAUUGCUGUGGUCCCUGGUUAUAUCUCUCGGUCUGUAGCUGGUUCCUAUGAUAAUGAAGGUAUUGCUAUAUUCUGCAUGUUGCUGACAUACUACUUGUGGAUUAAGUCUGUAAAGACUGGCUCCAUCUACUGGUCUGCAAUGUGUGCACUGGCCUACUUCUACAUGGUUUCAUCAUGGGGUGGUUACGUGUUUCUGAUCAAUCUGAUCCCACUUCAUGUGCUCAUCCUUAUGCUGACUGGACGAUUUUCCCACCGGAUCUAUGUUGCAUACUGCACAGUGUACAGUCUUGGAACCAUACUCUCAAUGCAGAUCUCCUUUGUGGGAUUCCAGCCGGUCCAGUCUUCAGAGCAUAUGGCUGCCUUGGGUGUUUUUGGUCUGUGCCAAAUCCAUGCGUUUGUUGACUACCUACGCAGCAAAUUGAAUCCGCAACAGUUUGAGAUUCUUUUCAAGAGUGUCGUCUCUCUGGUGGGGUUAGUGGUCCUGUCUGCAGGAGCAGUGCUGAUGCUCACAGGCAAGAUUUCCCCAUGGACUGGACGCUUCUAUUCAUUACUGGAUCCUUCUUACGCAAAGAACAACAUUCCCAUCAUCGCUUCAGUCUCUGAACAUCAGCCCACCACUUGGUCAUCAUAUUACUUUGACUUGCAACUCCUUGUCUUCAUGUUUCCAGUUGGUUUGUACUAUUGCUUCAACAAUCUGUCAGACGCCAGGAUUUUUAUCAUCAUGUAUGGUGUCACCAGUAUGUACUUCUCAGCGGUGAUGGUUCGGCUUAUGCUGGUCCUCGCCCCAGUAAUGUGCAUACUCUCAGGAAUUGGUGUUUCUCAGGUGCUGUCAACUUACAUAAAGAAUUUGGAUAUCAGCCGUCCUGAUAAGAAAUUAAAAAAGCAACAGGACUCCACUUAUCCAAUUAAGAAUGAGGUAGCGAGUGGAAUGGUGCUCGUAAUGACCUUCUUCCUGAUUACGUAUACCUUUCAUUCCACUUGGGUGACCAGCGAGGCAUAUUCAUCCCCCUCCAUUGUUCUGUCUGCUCGUGGAGGAGAUGGAAGCAGGAUUAUCUUCGAUGAUUUCAGAGAGGCUUACUACUGGCUCAGGCACAACACCCCAGAGGAUGCCAAGGUGAUGUCGUGGUGGGAUUACGGUUAUCAAAUCACAGCAAUGGCCAAUCGAACCAUCCUAGUAGACAAUAACACCUGGAAUAACACUCACAUCUCCAGAGUCGGGCAGGCAAUGGCAUCUCCAGAGGAGAAGGCUUAUGAGAUCAUGAGGGAGUUAGACGUCAGCUACGUAUUGGUCAUUUUUGGAGGUCUCACAGGAUAUUCCUCUGAUGAUAUAAACAAGUUCUUGUGGAUGGUGAGAAUUGGAGGAAGCACUGACACAGGCAGACACAUCAAAGAGCAUGAUUACUACACCCCAACAGGAGAGUUCCGCGUUGACAGAGAGGGGUCCCCUGUCCUGCUGAACUGUAUGAUGUACAAAAUGUGUUACUAUCGCUUCGGUCAAGUCUACACUGAAGCAAAGCGCCCACCCGGUUAUGACAGAGUAAGGAAUGCUGAGAUUGGGAACAAAGACUUCGAGCUCGAUGUUCUAGAAGAGGCAUACACCACUGAGCACUGGUUGGUCCGUAUAUAUAAGGUGAAAGAUUUGGAUAACCGAGGGCUCUCAAGAACGUAAAACAAAAAAUGAAGUGGCUGUGACUGAUAGCAGCACUGAGGCCUUGUCCUGUGAAGAAGAGCUGUAUUUUUUUUAUAUACACUAGUUUGGAAAUAAAGGAAGAGAUCGGAGAGUUUGUUUACAUGUUGCGUUCUGUCUGCAGCAAUCUGUCUCAAAUGUCAAAAUUGGUUGAAUGAUUGAUGAUGAGUGAUCAAAAAGUUGUUAUGCUGGGCUUAAGUUCUACAGUGGUCAAAUAAAGGGUUCAAUUGGA